CCGGCUGGAGACGCACGGGAUGUUGGACUGGGAUGAGGAUGAGAGAGAUCCACAGCGGAGGACGAACACACGCCGAGUUGAAAGCGUUAAAACCGAAAACGGGAGGACGAGGCGAGACGGCUGAGUCACUGCUGGUGAGGAGGAAGGUCUGGAGAGGGAACGAGAGAGGAGGAGGAGGAGGUGGAGGAGGAGGGGGAGAAGAAGAAGAAGAAGAAGAAGGGAGGGAGGCAGGGAGAUAAGCCACAACAGGAAGCAAAACGACACACGCGCAUAGACAUACACACCGCGUGUUUGUGUGCGUGCGUCUGAGAGAGAGAGACUGCGCGAACGAGAGGGUGAACGGGAAAGGAAGGGAGGGAGAGUGACGCGGAGGCUGGGAGAGCCGCCCCCCCCCCCUCCUCUCCUCUCCUCCUCCUCUCCCUCUCUUUCUCUCCUCUCCUCCUCUCCUCCCCUCCUCCCUCUCUCUCUCUGUGGAGCAGGCGUGUAGCGGCAUCAGACUCGGCGUGAAGGAACCAUGAGCGAUGUCACCAUCGUUAGAGAGGGAUGGCUCCAGAAACGGGGUGAAUACAUAAAGAACUGGCGACCACGUUACUUCCUGCUGAAGACAGACGGCUCUUUCAUUGGCUACAAAGAGAAACCUCAAGAUGCAGACCUGCCCUACCCUCUAAAUAACUUCUCUGUAGCAAAAUGUCAGCUGAUGAAGACAGAGAGGCCGAAGCCAAAUACCUUCAUCAUACGCUGCCUCCAGUGGACGACCGUCAUCGAGAGGACCUUCCACGUAGAUUCGCCUGAUGAGAGAGAUGAGUGGACAGAGGCCAUUCAGAUGGUGGCUGACAAGCUGCAGAGGCAAGAGGAGGAAAGGAUCCAGUGCAGCCCCACUUCCAACAUUGACAACAUGGUUGAGGAAGAGAUGGACAUCUCCACUACACACCACAAACGCAAGACCUACACGUCCCUCCACCAGACAAUGAGUGACUUCGACUACCUGAAGCUGCUGGGAAAGGGAACCUUUGGUAAAGUCAUUCUUGUCCGGGAAAAGGCCAGCGGGAAAUAUUACGCCAUGAAAAUCCUUAAAAAAGAGGUCAUCAUAGCAAAGGAUGAAGUGGCUCACACACUCACAGAGAGCAGAGUACUGAAAAACACCAGACAUCCCUUUCUCACUUCACUGAAGUAUUCAUUCCAGACUAAAGACCGCCUCUGUUUUGUCAUGGAGUAUGUGAAUGGAGGAGAGCUGUUUUUCCAUUUGUCCAGAGAGCGGGUGUUCUCAGAGGAGCGCACGCGCUUCUACGGUGCAGAGAUUGUUUCAGCUCUCGACUACCUGCAUUCAGCCAAGAUUGUGUACCGGGACCUCAAGUUGGAAAACCUGAUGCUGGAUAAAGACGGCCACAUCAAGAUCACUGAUUUUGGACUGUGCAAGGAGGGCAUCACUGAUGCUGCUACCAUGAAGACCUUCUGUGGCACACCAGAGUACCUUGCACCUGAGGUCCUGGAGGACAAUGACUACGGUCGGGCGGUGGACUGGUGGGGUUUGGGCGUCGUGACGUAUGAGAUGAUGUGCGGCCGCCUGCCGUUCUACAACCAGGACCACGAGAAGCUGUUUGAGCUCAUCCUCAUGGAGGACAUCAAGUUCCCACGCACUCUGUCGUCUGACGCCAAGUCCCUGCUGUCUGGCCUGCUCAUCAAAGACCCCAACAAACGACUUGGGGGAGGACCAGAUGACGCCAAAGAAAUAAUGAGACACAGUUUCUUCUCUGGCGUUGACUGGCAGGAUGUCUAUGAUAAAAAGCUCGUCCCUCCCUUCAAGCCUCAGGUGACGUCAGAGACAGACACCAGAUACUUCGAUGAGGAGUUCACAGCCCAGACCAUCACAAUCACUCCACCAGAGAAAUUCGAUGAGGAUGGGAUGGAUUGUCUGGACAACGAGAGAAGACCACACUUCCCACAGUUCUCGUACUCUGCCAGCGGCCGGGAAUGAACUGUCCAUUACAGUGACAUCGUCCCACCUGGUCCCUGAGGUCAUCAGCGUGGGACAAAAAGACCCACAGCUUCGGACCGACCUUUACGACUGACUUGAAGGAUUUUACAGUUCUCUUCCUCCUCUCCUUUUCAUCUCUCUGUUUUUUUUUUUUUUUGUGAUUCCCUUCCAAGUGAAAACCUUCAGUCUAAAUUACAGUCUAAUCAUGCACUGCAACCCCAGGUGAUCCGAACUGUGAAUAGUUGAUAUGUAAUGUCCCUUUAAUUACAGGAGCAUCACCGGUGGCCUGCUGUGCUUUGAUGUGAGACGGUUCUGCAAAUCUGGAAGAAAAAAAAAAAAGAAAAAAAAAAUCAAAAAUAGAGCUGAUGCAUUUUAAGGAGACAUUUUUUUGUGGCUUCUUAUCUGUACGAUGGAAAUACAGCAUUUUAAGUCAUUUAAAACCAAACUGCCAUUAUUGGUUCUAUCUCAGGCUUUUGCAAACAGACAGAUACUCAUUUGGGUCUGAUGUCAAAUCCUCAGUUAAGUAAUUCUGGGAUUGAUUGAGGCUGCCUGGCCGCGAGGAAAUAGAGUAGUUGUCAUCCGUGAGCAGAAUCUUACACACCUCAUUUGACUCAGGUUUUGCUCCGUGCAAAUCAUCAUUGUUGCUGCUGCUAUUUCAAUUACUACCACAACUACUACAGGUACUACUCCUACUACUACUACUCCUACUAUAAUACUACUGCUACUACUAAAAUCUGGUGCUACACUUUGAGCUAACUGCUGCUGAUCAUUAUACAGGCGCCAGCAGAACAUCAACCUCCUGUAUUAACAUCUAUGCUUGUACAGCUGCUACUCUUAUUGUACAGCUAUUACACAUCUGUAGGUUAAGGUAACGAUAGCAUGUUUGUUUGUUUGUGCGCGUGCGUGCGUGCGUGUGUGUGUGUGUGUGUGUGUGUGUGUGUGUGUGCGUGUGUGUGUGCGUGCGCGUGUGUGUGCUUAGUCCAGCUACGGUUUCAGAACGUACCUCAAAGCACAGCAGCUCAGAACGAUGAAGCUCCCAAACCAAGAGCUUUACUACAUUACCCACAAUGCAGUGGUCGAUGAUAUUCUCCACGACCGCAGAGGUGAAAAUGAGAGGAAAACAGCUGGUUUGAAUGUUUGAAUGCCCCCAAAGUUGUUUUUUUAUUUUAUUUAAUUUUUUUUAUGUACUUCUAAACUUUAAAGUCCCUCUGAGUUUAAAUCUCCUCUAUCCCAAAAGGGAAAACGAAACGUUACUUAGUUUCGAUGGCAGAAAGCUUUACUGUGACAUAUUGUUAUCAUGGCUUUGGGAUCCACACCACACGGCUGUACCUCUCUGUCUUUGUGCAGGAAAGAGAAACUGCAGCAGGAACAGAUUUGUAAAAAGUCUUGGAUGACAGGGUGGUGAGGAGUACAGGUGGAAAUAUCCAUAAAGAAAUUAUGUGGUAAAUUAUGACGUAUUGAUGAGUAGCGAGGUAACAGCAGGUUUCCUGUUUCCUGCGAGUUUCUUAUGAAGAAUUAAAAAAGAAAAAAAGAAGAAGAUAAAACAGUAUGGUCUGUGAGGAGGUAUACAUCAACAGUUAUGGGUUUACAAGAAUCACAGCAAUGGCUAUAAUAUAAUAUAUGUUCUAUUUAUUGUUCUUCUCAUCGGUUUUAUAUUUAACUUUUUCUAUUGUUGUUACAUUAUUCUAGAAAAACUAUAUAUUGUUAUUUCUUAGGGCUGAGAGGAAAAAAAAUGCACCUCAAGAAACAAAAAUGGCUGAAGAAUGUAGGAGGGAAAGCAGAUAGCCUUCCUGCUCCAUCGUUUAUUUUAAUGUUUUUGUGUUGUUUUGUGACAAAAUGUGACAGCCGAGAGGUGACGGGGCGCUCUAAAGACAGAUCCUGAAAGUCCGGGACGAACACGGAGACACUGCAGUUUUGUUUUUUUUUGUCUCUGAAUCCAUCCAGCAGGAUAUUGACACGGAUGUUUGAUCUCACGCCAGGUGUGUGUUGGUGAUGGCUGAGGCAGAGUUCAGAGAGAGAGGAAGUGGAAGUCGAGCAGAAGGAAAACAAGUGCAGCACAAAAGUCUGAAUGUCAGGAAGGAAGAGAUUCAAUACUGAAGUGUAAGUGCCACUGUUUACUGUAAGGGAAGAGAGGAGGAAGGGUUUGUCAAGUCUAGUUAGUUCUUUUUUUUUAAUGUUUAGCUAAAGAGAGCUGUUUUUCUCCACCUUCAUUUAACGAUGAUCAGAGCGUCGCCCCGACUCUUCUGUCUUUAACGCGCGCCGUCAUUUCUCCGGUCUUGUUUGUUUGCACUCGUUGCAUCAUGUCAUGUCUUCCAGUUUGACCAACGACGUUUAAAAUCCCCUCGAUUCCUCUGUCUCCACACGCCGGGUAAGCCUUACGGUUUAACUCAGAGUAAGUCAAGACCUUUGACAUCCAGCAUUUCUGAGGCAAAAGAAAUCAACAAAUGUGAGAAAAUAUAUUUUUGAAAAAUCUAAAAUCUCACCUGCAUCGAAAAAGAAACAUCACGUGGAAGACGACACCUCGAAUAUCUGGCAGACAGAUUAAAGAGAGUAUAUGGGGAUGUGCUCUUAUUAGGCAUAGAAAAUUGUAUUCCAGUAUAUUUAUUUGAAUGUUUUUAUUCUCAUCAUUGACUUGAAUUUAUUUUCUAUUUAAUUUAUUUGAUGUCAUUUUGAUUUUGGCGUGUAGCAGUAAGGGGGGUGUAGUCGUGUUUUGUUCUAUAAAUAAAUGUCUCCUUUAUCUUUCUUUACAGAUAUCUCUUAUACGACACAUUACCUGUUUUUUCCUGCUGCUCUUAAGUCCAUGUGCUUUACUGUUGCACAUCCACUAAACUGCUACUAGCUAGCCAAGGCGCUUCAUGGCAGAAAUUAAAAGGAUGGCGCUGGCCUGCAUGCUGUCGUCCUCCUCUGCCUGCUCUACCAGGCCUGAGUCAAAGUAGCACUCAGAACCCGAAUGAAAAAUAAUUCUCUGUGAUCGAUUGCGCCUCUCUGGCACAGCCGAAGCAGCUGAAUAGUUCAAAAUGAGUACAAAUCCCACCCAGCUGGCACCCCGACACGGGCUCGAGCAAAUGCUCCCAACUAUUUGGAACGUGUUCAGCUUUGAUUUGACCCAGGUCUGGGAGCGACUGAGGAGCUCUAGCUGUAUGUGCACGCUUAACGCCUAAAAUCAUUAGAAACCAGAGUUCAUAAAAAAAAAUAAAUAAAAAAUAUAGCGCUUUGUAGCUUUGGCCACGGCACUUUCACACCAUCACUUUUUAUAUGAUUCAGAGGAAUCUGAUUCAGCCCCGCUUUGAAGGAGGAUUUUUAGCUUUUUUAUGUUUUUAAGAAAAACAAGGAUUUUUAAAGCACAUCUACCCUUCACAUUCAGCCGCUAGCUUUGACGCUGCUCUGAUGUCCAGAGAUGGCAGGACGCGGAUGAAGUGACUGUCACACAGAGACGAGUCAGAGCGGUCAGUACAGGCUGGGCAGUGGGAACUUUUUAGCGAUUCGCUCAGUGUUUAUAAACGAAAAUGUUUGUGAAAAACCCACAGAUGAAUAGUUGCCCUGAUUCCUCCUCUGAUUAGAAAAGUUUUCCCGCCGGCUCUCCUUCACUUCUCAGAAGAAGUGGAGAAGGUGAAGCUUUGUAAUCAGUCGUCUCAGAGGUUAUCACCAAACUGGAGCUUGACUGGGGCCCUCGCCAUACUCACCAAACAGUAUGCGAGAUGUCUGCACUGACACUGUUUGUACUAUACAUCUAUCACACAGCGGAUCUGCCUCCAGUAGAGUUUCAGUAACAUGUAAAACCCCGUCAAAGACCUACAGCUCUGUACUGAUCACGUCUGUUGUUAAUGAAGCAACGACGUCGGGCCAAAAAAUCACAAACCGUGCUCCGCCUGGCAUUUAAUGAAGAUGAUAAGUAAAACAGCUCAAGUGUCUGGAAGCAUUUCUGAAAGUAUGUGACCUCGCGUCCACAGCCGAGCCCCUCCUUUCUCUUCUCUCUCUCUGGUACUAGUCUACUAUCAUCAUGGUUAUUAACAUAAAACAAGCAUGAGAUGCAUUUAUUUAUAAACAGCAAACAUGUACAAAUAUUACAAAGUAUAACAGUUUUAACGCCAUGUCCAUCUACUGUAGCUUUACAGUCGUGCGAGACACCUCUGGACAGCCUCCAGCUGUUCGCAGAGCGGGCCACGUUUCCCUCGAGCGCCGGACCGCUGUAGUCAGCUCUGCCCUCUGACGUGUCAGCGAAGCAGAGAGCGUGUUGACUCUGAGACGGUGCCGGGGAAACUCAGCGGAUCUAGAAAGAUUGACAGAAAAGCAGAUCAAACAGCCCUUUUUCUGUCCUUCCUGCUGUCAGGAUGCAGUGCUGCUGGCCAGUGAGGCCGCGAGGAUGUGAAAACAACAAAUUACCAUCAACAUGAAGCUGUUUUUUUACACUGUACAUCCUUAGUAUUUUUACACAUAAAUGUAUAUGAUAGGGAUGCACAUUAUUUUCCUUCUUACAGACAGCUUCAAUAAAGCACUAUGUCAAUCUGC
Messenger RNA from Mugil cephalus (flathead mullet), 6484 nucleotides. RefSeq names its product v-akt murine thymoma viral oncogene homolog 3a (gene akt3a). Lineage: Eukaryota; Metazoa; Chordata; Actinopteri; Mugiliformes; Mugilidae. Gene Ontology annotation, molecular function: protein serine/threonine kinase activity; ATP binding. The coding region runs from base 515 to 1975 and encodes 486 amino acids. Gene Ontology annotation, biological process: protein phosphorylation. The transcript is spliced from 14 exons. The record is from RefSeq and is a predicted model, not a curated record.